This is a messenger RNA of Parnassius apollo (apollo), 387 nucleotides long. The record is from the annotation of a GenBank genome assembly. Lineage: Eukaryota; Metazoa; Arthropoda; Insecta; Lepidoptera; Papilionidae.
AUGGACAGUCCUGAAGAAAACAUCGUCGCCAUAUCAAACGAAACCACAGUCACCGUUACCAGUGAGCAGACCGUUACCUCGAUUCGUGUCCCCUCUGCUUCUCCAACUCCUGGACCUUCAACUGAAAGCAACCUGAAGCAUAAACUACCAAGAGUCAAGGUAGAGAAAACACCAAAAUCAAAUAAAAGUACGAUGUGUGACUAUUGCGGUGUUCACUACUCCCAAGAUGUGGCACUUAGGAACGGAGCUGUAUGGGUAGAGUGCAUGAGCUGCGGCAAAUGGUACCACCAAGAAUGUACUGGCACAGAGUCGCCACAGUUCCUGUGUGAUAAUUGUGAUAAAGUAGACUUUUCAGGCACUGAUGACAGUGAUUGGGCACCUGAAUAG